Molecule: messenger RNA, 402 nt
Organism: Gongylonema pulchrum
Lineage: Eukaryota; Metazoa; Nematoda; Chromadorea; Rhabditida; Gongylonematidae
Source: the annotation of a GenBank genome assembly
AUGAAUGGGCAGUACGUAGCAACACAAAUCGUGUUAUUGUACGGGACGUAUGGCUAUUGCAUAACAUGCUACGAGUGCUCAUCUGGUGCUGGAGAAGAUUGCUUAAGGACAAGUGUUUCUUGUACGUAUGGACUUUUCGGCUGCAUGAAAGCAACAGUUUAUUCAGGCGGCAUCGAUAAAUUUGGUAACUACGAAAAUCAAAAAGAUCGAGUGCUCGGGAUGUAUCGUGGAUGCACAGUACUGCCGCUCGGAAGCGCGGACUUAUGCCAGCAGUCCUCCUUGUUUGGCUAUCGCUUGGUCACGUGCUAUUGUUUCAACGACUUCUGUAAUGGUGCCAAGAAUGUUCAAAUAACUUCAUCAAUUACUCUAUUAUUUUUACUGCUCAUGUUUUUACUGCAGUAA